Colletotrichum navitas is the source of this 1100-nucleotide messenger RNA. Its product is annotated as isoprenylcysteine carboxyl methyltransferase. NCBI's taxonomy places the organism in Eukaryota, Fungi, Ascomycota, Sordariomycetes, Glomerellales, Glomerellaceae. Gene Ontology annotation, molecular function: protein C-terminal S-isoprenylcysteine carboxyl O-methyltransferase activity. Gene Ontology annotation, cellular component: membrane; endoplasmic reticulum. The coding region runs from base 1 to 654 and encodes 217 amino acids. The transcript is spliced from 2 exons. The record is from RefSeq and is a predicted model, not a curated record. Gene Ontology annotation, biological process: C-terminal protein methylation.
AUGUCAUCCUGGCAACCUUUCUCUCUCUCGGCGGCCGUCGUCGUCGCUAGCAUCCUCACGGCCCUAUGCUCCAGAGCCCCACGCGAAGCAAAACAAAAAUGGGGGAAAGACCGGCUCGGCCUCUGGGCUACGCCCAAAGUCUCAUCCGUCCGAAGACUUGUCACGGUGGCCAUUGGCGUAUGCCACGCCAUCAUAGCGUCCUCGUCUUCCGAGACCAACCUCAUCUGUGGCCAUCCGCAAAACAUCAAUCGCAAACUCUUCGAAUGGAACAAAUACACGACGCUCUGUUUGUUUCUCAUCGUUGCCAUCGGUGCCCCAUUGCGGCUUUUGGCUUUCGCCCAGCUCGGUGGGAAUUUCACGUUCCAACUUGCGAAGCCUAGGGGUCUUACCACGACGGGAGUUUACCGAUACAUCCAGCACCCGGGAUACACAGGACAAGUCCUUGAUGGGGUUGCCGGAUGUUGGAUUCCUCAAGGGUUAGAGGCUCGGUUGAAUGGAUGGGGGUUGGUUUGCUACGGUGUUGUGGUACUGGUCAUGGCGAGGAAAGUUUCGGUGAGAGUCACGGAUGAAGAGGAGAUGUUGAAGAAGACAUUUGGAGACGAGUGGGUUCGGUGGCACACUCGAACUAUGCGGUUUGUUCCAGGGGUCAUGUAAUUUUGACAGAAGAGCCUCACAAUGCUCGGCGUUAAUGUCUUUCUCGAGUGCCUAUACUCAAGGAUAAUGCAACCUCUAUCUAUAAUUGCAGAAUGGUGGGUUGAGAGCCUGCCCUGCCGUCCUGCGUUUGGUUGUGAAACGAUAACUUCCUGGGAAGUUAUCGUGGCAGGGGUUAUGUGGCAAACUCGGGUUUAGCAGACGUCUCUACAAAGCGCCAAACGCGGCUAAUUGUGUAACUAGUGUCUUCACUCCUCCAGUCUUGAGGUAAUACUAUAUCUCGCCUGAAUUGCGAUAUAUCGUGGGCGUGGGUGGAAAAGAAAAGAAGUAUGGAAGAUGGGAAGAUAGGAACAGCGGCGGAUCAUCCAUAUUAUAUGUAUCAAAAAAGCAGAUAUCCUGUUUUUGUACGGCAUGAAUUGUUGCAGGAUCGUGACUCUCCUGGACAAUUG